AUGCUUCCUGAAUUUCCCCUACACUCCGUCGUCGCGGUGAUGCUCGCCUUUGCCCCUUUGGCGAGGACAGCACCUCAACCGAUCACGAAGCGCUCGACAUCGGAACUUAGCUUGACAGCUCAGCUGCGACUUGCAGACACUGCUAUCGAACGUUACAAGCUCCUCCCAAAGGAUGAAGACUUUGUCUUCAAUUUCGCCGGAGCCUCGCUUCCAGUGGCCACCAGCGAGAAUUUUCCCGCCCUUGUAGGCACUGGUGCAUCCUUCAGCAUCUCGCAAUUGCCAGCAUGCAGCAUGAGCUUCCUGCACCUGCAUCCUCGUGCAACUGAGCUCUUCGCCAUUACGUCGGGGCGUGUGUUGUCUGAAAUGGUUCCGGAGACGGGCGUCCUUGACUCUGAAGGCCACCAACGGGUCAUCCGUGCCGAGCUCGGCCCUGGCAUGUUGACCGUCUUUCCGGCCGGGUCGUUUCACACGCAAGUGAACCCAGACUGUGAGCCUGCCAAUUUCACCGCAGCCUUUACCUCGGAUGAGUUUGCCGUGGGUAUUGUCGCUGCACAGACAUUUUCAUUCAGUGAUGAGGUCAUUGCUGCCACAUUUGGGGAGACCAUCGCUGGUGAGGAUAUUGACAAGGUCCGGCAUGCUAUUCCUGCGACCAUGGCCAUCAAGGUUGAGGAAUGUUUGACCAAGUGUGGCAAGCAGAAGCGCCAGGCUUAA
This is a messenger RNA of Aspergillus fischeri NRRL 181, 711 nucleotides long. Its product is annotated as germin family protein. The transcript has 3 exons. Gene Ontology annotation, cellular component: cell wall. Lineage: Eukaryota; Fungi; Ascomycota; Eurotiomycetes; Eurotiales; Aspergillaceae. Bases 1 to 711 code for a protein of 236 amino acids. Gene Ontology annotation, molecular function: manganese ion binding. The record is from RefSeq and is a predicted model, not a curated record.